AUGCCUCCGGAAUAUAAGCUUGACCAUUUCAAUGGUUCUAGUAACUCUACAGCAUCUGUGCUAGUGGAUUACGAACCCGUUAAGUUCUAUCAUGUUUCAUUUGGUUGGUCUAAAAAUAUUGCUUCUGAAAGAAACUAUGGUAAGACCCGUGAGGGCCCGGCAAAGAUCAGCUAUUGGCCAUCGAGCUAUUAUUUUGAAGUCUUCGGCAUCGUAGAACGAGCUUUAUACGACGUUUUUCGACGUCUGAUUGUCUGGUUCGCCGUUCUUAUGGCAUUAAUUCGCUUCGUGGUUAUCAAAAAUGCCAUGAGUCCGACAUUUCAAAAAUUUUCUGAAACAUUUUUCGGUUUAAUUGUCAUCCUUAUCAGUAUGUUGUUGAGUUGUGGGGUUACUGGUAUUCGUUAUUCCCAUGAGAAAAUUAUGAACGGAUCUUACAAAAUUCCUAAAGAAUGCGUUUCAAAAUUCCCGCCAAAUUUCAAGGCAAGAAUUUAUUUGCCGUUGAUUGAUGAGGAGUUCUGGAAAAAUAAUUUCAUGUAUGGCACUGCCUAUUCUCACAUUUUUAUUGAUUAUCGAGUUGGAAAUCGCAAGAAGAAACCGGAGAAAACUGUCAGGGAAAGAUGUGAACACUUUUUGAAAUUUUCAGUUUGUGUCUUUUUUUGUUCACACACUAUUUUUCAUGCAAAAAACCAACCUAAACUGAUAUUUUUCAAAGUGAUAAAUUUGUACGGAAACAAGCGCAAAGUACGAAAUUUUAAUCGAAACAGUCACAAAACUUUAAAAAACUGUACCAAACCGGACCAUACCACAAAAAUGAUUACACUCAUGACAGCUGCAUCGAUUAUUGCAGAAUGUCCUAUCGGAAUUCUCUAUGUUGUACUUAGCUCAUCAGAUACGUUCCAAGGGUUUUACAUGCUCGCUGCCGAUAUGAGUUCAAUUUGGGAAAUAUUUCCGGCAAUCAACUCGUCAACUCAUUGUUUAAUUUGUUUUAUCAUUUCUACGCAGUACAGAAAAGCAGUGGAAGACACUUUUUCUUUUCUUGUUUCUACCAAAAAAGAUACCAGUGUGAUAAGCGUUUCUUCAAAAUCGAAGUCUGGAAGUGUGGCAAAUCAAGCAGAUAAGAGGAGGAAGAGUGAAUAUUGA
Caenorhabditis briggsae is the source of this 1137-nucleotide messenger RNA. The coding region runs from base 1 to 1137 and encodes 378 amino acids. The transcript is spliced from 9 exons. Gene Ontology annotation, molecular function: G protein-coupled peptide receptor activity. The record is from RefSeq and is a predicted model, not a curated record. NCBI's taxonomy places the organism in Eukaryota, Metazoa, Nematoda, Chromadorea, Rhabditida, Rhabditidae.